Messenger RNA from Marchantia polymorpha subsp. ruderalis, 956 nucleotides. The record is from the annotation of a GenBank genome assembly. Lineage: Eukaryota; Viridiplantae; Streptophyta; Marchantiopsida; Marchantiales; Marchantiaceae.
CUUCCAGUAGUGCAGUCACAUCUCUUCAUCAUUCAUCUCACUGCUCGUUCUCGAGCUCCAGCCUUCACAAUGGCUUCCGUCGUUGCAUCUUCUGCCAUUGUGACCCCGGUCUCAGCCCUCGCUGCCUCCUCCACCACCAGGAGCUCUGAGAUUGUGUCCGUCAAGGCUGGUCUCAAGGCCGGAGUUUUGGGCGGAAAGACCGAAUGGCAAUCCAAGACCCAAACCAAUGGUAGCCGUGUGUCCUGCAUGCAGGUGUGGGAGCCAUACAACAACCUGAGGUUCGAGACCCUGUCCUACUUGCCCGCUCUGAGCCAGGAUGCUCUGGCCAAGCAGAUCGACUACGUCAUCAAGUCCGGCUGGGCUCCCUGCAUUGAGUUCGACACCCAAGGAGCCGUGACCCGUGAGGGAAGCAGAAUGCCCGGAUACUACGAUGGUCGCUACUGGACCAUGUGGAAGCUGCCCAUGUUCGGAUGCACCGACUCUGCUUCAGUGUUGAGGGAGAUCGAGGAAUGCAAGAAGUUGUACGGACACAAGUGCUACAUCAGGUGCUUGGGAUUCGACAACACCAGGCAGGUGCAAUGCGCCAUGUUCAUUGUCCACCAACCCACCAACAAGUAGAUCACCGUAUGCUCUCUCAGGGCACUACAAAUUAGCCGACUUGAAAGUUUUCAUUGCAGUGCGCUGUAUUCAUCGUCCACCAGUCCAACCAGGAAGUGAAGGUCGGCUGCGUGCUAACAGAGGUAAAAUGAGGAUGAAUCUCGACGAUCAUAUCCGCGGGCUUAGUUUAACUCACGACUGUAGGCGAGCACGACAAGGAUUUAGAAUUGCUCUAGAGCCAGGAAUGUAGAGUAAUGGAGUCUCCUAAUCUCUCUUUCUCAAUGUGUUAUCGUCAAUUGCUCUGUAGGGACAGAGUUUGUACCAUUUUUUUCUCAAUAAAUGUUCGGACAUUCUUCAUU